UUUUGGUUUUAUGUCGAAUCUAGAACUCCCUUAUCACCCCUGUCCAUCCUACAUCUUUGAUUCGCAUCCCUGGUUACUUUAGAAUCCAACUUGAUCCAUAUCACUUUGCUUAUCUAGUUUUGUAAUAAGUCACUUUUUUGAUGUGUUUGAAUGCUAAACUUUACUUCGUUCGUUCAAGGUGUUAACUCGAUAUCUACAGUUUAAAAAUAGAGGUAUCACCCUUGUGUAAAACUUUCUCUAGCCUUAUCGAUCAUCUUUGUUGUACCUGUUCCUUUAUCAUUUUGAUUGGAUUAAAUACUUUGGCAUCAUCAAACCGAUCAGAGAAUGGGUUUAUUAGCACUCGGUACCCCAUUCGAUUGGCCAGAAUGUAGUUUGUACGCUAAUCAUGUUCGUCGGAAUGGGAUUGCUCAACUCAUCAAACUUUGGGAUAAAACUCAUUGUCAAGUCGGGCAUCAGUUACUUUGGGGUGAUGAGAUUGAAUAUUUCUUGAUUUCACUUGAUCAGUCAUCAAAUCACGUGAACUUAUCAUUAUCUCAACUUGAAGUACUACAACAACUUCGUUCGAUCAACACAUUGCAAUUACCUAGUUCAAUCGACGUCUUGCCAACAUUCCAUCAAGAGUAUGGAAGGUUCAUGCUAGAAUCAACCCCAGGCAAACCUUAUGGUCCAUCACUGGAAGAUUGUCUGAAGGUUGAAUACGACAUGCGAUUCCGGCGCAAGCUAGCUCAGAGUAGACUCUUGCCUCAUCAACAUUUAAUCACCCUUACAUCUUUUCCCACACUUGGUGCACCUGGCACUUUCACUGAACCUUAUCACGCACCCUGUGGUCCAGUCGCGCAGAGCUUAUUUCUCCCUGAUCAAGUCAUCAAUGAACACGUUCGAUUUCCCACUUUGACUGCCAACAUUCGUCAACGUCGUGGCUCGAAAGUGGCAAUUUAUCUUCCAAUUUACCAUGAUACGCACACUCCGCCUGAUACGGUGCACCUGAACGGACAUCGUCCGGAUAUCUUAAUCCCCGAUGAUAUACCUGAUGAUCAUAUCUACCUUGACGCAAUGGGUUUCGGAAUGGGCUGUUGCUGCCUUCAACUCACCUUUCAAGCGCAAUCCGUUUCGCAGGCUCGUACCUUAUAUGAUGCUCUUGUACCUAUCGCUCCAAUUAUGUUGGCUCUCUCAGCUGCGUCCCCGAUCUAUAAGGGCUUUCUCACCGACGUUGACUGUCGUUGGAGUGUCAUUUCAGGCGCGGUGGAUGAUCGGAAUCAGGCUGAGCGGUUUUUGCCUUCUGCCUACUGUGGAAUGGAGCUCCCAAAAUCACGUUAUGAUAGCGUUAGUGUGUAUAUUGCGGAUGAUCCAAUUCAUCGAUCAGAGUAUGAUGACAUACCAGCACCUCUCGACGCCGAGUUUGAGGCUGAAUUGCUUUCAAACGGACUCGAUCGACUCAUUGCUCGGCACUUUGCUCAUCUUUUCAUUCGGGAUCCACUUGUGGUGUUCUCAGAAACAUUGAAAGACGUCUCGCCUGAUUCGACGGAUCAUUUUGAGAAUAUCCAAUCUACAAAUUGGCAAUCACUCAGAUUCAAACCACCUCCGUCUAUGGAUUCUGAAAUUGGGUGGAGAGUCGAAUUCAGAACAAUGGAAGUACAAAUUACCGAUUUUGAGAACGCGGCUUAUUCGACCUUCAUCACUUUACUUGUUAGGGCAAUUUUAGCUUUUGGAUUAAAUUUCUAUAUUCCACUUUCUAAGGUGGAUGAAAAUAUGAAACGAGCACAACGCCGAGAUGCAUGUAAAACCGAACGGUUUUAUUUUCGUAAAGAGGUUUUUCCCAACUCAAACAACACCAAAACAAGUGUACAAGAAGAGUAUGAAGAAAUGACCAUCAAUGAGAUCAUCAAUGGGAAAGGAAACUAUCUAGGAUUGUUAGGGAUUGUUAGAAAGUAUAUUGCAACUCAACCAGGAAUAAAGGAUAAAUUAGAAAGGUAUCUUGAAUUAAUCGAAGGUCGAGCUAGGGGCCGAUUGAUGACUACAGCGAGUUAUUUAAGGAAAGUGGUGAAGGAAGACCCGAACUAUCAGCAUGACAGUGUGGUAGGAGAUCAAGUUACUCAUGGAAUUGUGAUGAGAGCUAAAGGAAUUGAAGAAGGUAGUAUAGUAGCUGAAGAGCUCUUGGGGGCUGGAUAUGUUCGUGUUGAUGUUUAAAGAAGGGUUUUGGAAAGCAUUUUCUCUCUCUAUGGUUUUGCACUUCAAAGGUAUAGUUUAUCGGGGCAUUGGGUUAUGUUAGAGUUGGAUGCAGGAAUUAAUGGAAUAUAUGAUGAUAUGUAGCUUUUCUUAGGUUUUUGUCUCAUUUUCUGAUUUUGUGGGUUUUGCUUUGUCGGGUUUGCGUAUUUGAAGAUUAUAAAUCAUAGAUCACAUAGUUUCU
Melampsora larici-populina 98AG31 is the source of this 2407-nucleotide messenger RNA. RefSeq lists its product as uncharacterized. Gene Ontology annotation, molecular function: glutamate-cysteine ligase activity. Bases 325 to 2187 code for a protein of 620 amino acids. Gene Ontology annotation, cellular component: glutamate-cysteine ligase complex. NCBI's taxonomy places the organism in Eukaryota, Fungi, Basidiomycota, Pucciniomycetes, Pucciniales, Melampsoraceae. The record is from RefSeq and is a predicted model, not a curated record. Gene Ontology annotation, biological process: glutathione biosynthetic process. The transcript is spliced from 11 exons.